UGCAAGAACAAUCCUUCUGAAAUCACUUAUCCCCCUUUUUUAUUCUUUUCAGAGUUUCAUUCAGAAUUGCCUAAAAACUCAGACAUGAUUUUCUUAAUUUUUAUUUGUUUUAUCGCAGUAAACGCUGGACCACCCGUUUUCAACGACGACUUUUCAAACAUAACUGCGAAAGAAAAUGUGGUUCUGAAGGUCCGGUGCUCUGCCACUGGUGAUCCUCAUCCUACCUACGAGUGGUAUAACGAACAUUCUAAGACAGUGGGUCCCCAUUUGGACCCUCCCAUUUGGGUUGAAAAUGAGGUCGAUAACGGGACCCUGCUUAUCUUCAACGUGACAUCUAAAAAUCAUAGUGGAAGCUACACAUGCGACGCCAAAAACUCACACGGACUGAGAAGCAAAGUAUUUGAGAUCAACAUCAUUGGAGGAGAAGAGGAAUCGAGCAUUCAAGUGCUGAAAGUCACAGAUACGAGCGUGAAAUUUAAGAUUGUUGAUGAAUUAAAUGAUGGGAAGUAUUCCCUGAAAUACAGUGAAAUCUAUGAGAAAACAAUAUAUUAUUAUAGAUUUAAUGUUACAGACAAAAGUAAGGAAAUAACCAUCAGUGGAUUAACACCCAGUGGUCUGUAUAGCUUCAAUUUUUCUCGAGGAGCGAGGGGCGAAGAAAACAAAGAGUGGACCUUGAAUCUGACUGUAGUUCUUUUACCCGCCAGACCAGAGGUCAUAUUCCAUAAGCUGAAUGAUGGCAUCUUGACAUUCUCUUGGUUUCGAAUAUUUGAUGACUUCGUGAGGAAAACCAUCGACAAAUACAUUUUGACCUACACUAGUGUAAGCAUGGUUGGCGGAAGAUCUUGGAAAUACAAUGAAUGCCACGCCACCAUUGAAAUACCAGUGUGCUUUGGUUCCCAAUACACACUAGCCAAUCUCUUUAGCAAACAAUGGUAUGAAAUAAGUCUCACAGCUCACACGUCAGCAGGAUAUGGAGAACCUUUCAAAAACAAAAUAUAUAUAAAUUAAAUUUCUCAUUUUUGUACCAUCUUUCAAACUCUUAAAUAUUGUGCAUAUCUCUUCCUUUUUUUAUCCAAAAAUUGGAAAUUGGAAUUUUUCAACUUACUUUUAUCUUAUGCAAAUAUAAAAAAUAAAAUU
Messenger RNA from Parasteatoda tepidariorum (common house spider), 1137 nucleotides. Its product is annotated as protein sidekick-1. The record is from RefSeq and is a predicted model, not a curated record. Gene Ontology annotation, cellular component: neuron projection. Gene Ontology annotation, molecular function: protein binding. Lineage: Eukaryota; Metazoa; Arthropoda; Arachnida; Araneae; Theridiidae.